Molecule: messenger RNA, 1011 nt
Organism: Lecanosticta acicola
Lineage: Eukaryota; Fungi; Ascomycota; Dothideomycetes; Mycosphaerellales; Mycosphaerellaceae
Source: the annotation of a GenBank genome assembly
AUGCUUCACCACUACAACAUCCGAUCACUGUCCUUCAUCGUCUUCGCGCUUUCAUUCUAUACACAGUACGCACAUUCCCUAGGAGUCGAGAUCACAAAUCCGCCCGGAGGAGCGACAUUAUCCGUGGAACAAGAGAUCGUCUUUCGGUGGCAAGAUGGAGGUGGAAAUCCGGAUAUAACCGCGUUAUCUACGUAUACGCUGGAGCUGAUCGUGGGAGGGAAUUCGCCGGGAAAUUCCCAGGUCUUGCAGACCAUUGAAGAAGCUGGAGAUGUGAAAGACGGAUCUGUGUCCAAGUCGAUCGAUGCGAAUGUUGCGCAGAGUAUCCAGAAUGGAUUCUAUUUGAAGAUGACCAGCAAUACCACGACCGGGAAUCAAGUCAUCAACUACAGCAAUCGCUUCACGCUGGUCGACUUAACAGGCAACACGGCCGCACAAUACCUUCAAGCGGCAACUGCAGCAGCUGGAAGCAGCGCCAAUGUUCCAGCUGCGCAGUAUAACGUUCUCUCAUCACCCACAACUUCUUCGCCCUCUUCGCCCUCGGCAACCGCUACUGCGACUAUAACAACGCCACCAUCAAAUGCCGCACCCUCUUCUCCUAAUCCUCCAGCCUCCGGCCUCUCCGCGGGCAUAAUAGCCGGCAUCGUAACCGUGGCCGUCCUCGCCGUCGUCGGCAUAAUCAGCAUAAUCGUAUGGGCCCUCUUCCUAUACCGCCGAGUCCGCAGACGAAAACAAGACCAGUCCGUUUCAAGCUCCAGAGGAUCCGAAGAGCUCGGAGCACCAAGAAGUGCUUUUGUAGACGACAAAGCAGAAUUAUCCGGCCGGCCGGUGAGCACUUCAAGAUCUCCAAGAGAGUUGGAUGCCUCCAGUGUGAGAGCGGAAGUCAUGGGUACCCAAAUGCCCGUGGAGAUAGCUGAACGAGAAGGAAGCAUAUAUGAGUUGGAAGCCUCUGGGACCAUACAUGAACUGGCGACUAGGACGUCUAAGGCUUAUGAUCCUAUUUCGCAGGUUUAA